AUGCCAGUUCUUGGAUACAUGUCCAGAAAUAUGCUUAUUGACCAUUAUUUCAAUGCCCCACAAACUCGAUCCAUUGUCAUGUCCUCAUUGAUAUCAUCUAUUGCAGUGUAUCUUACCCAAGACUCGUUUGCCUUUACAGAUUUAGAAUCUCGAUGUAUAUGGAUCCAAAAAUGUUUUGAUGCAGAAACUUUUAAUGACUUUGCUACCACAGUUAUUGGUGAAUGCACACAAUUGUUUUGGACCAGCCUUUCUAUGCACAUUCGGAAAACUCCCAUAUCGGUUUUAAAACAGGCAAGUUUGCUGCAAAUUCUACGUAAUGACUAG
Messenger RNA from Batrachochytrium dendrobatidis JAM81, 324 nucleotides. RefSeq lists its product as uncharacterized. The record is from RefSeq and is a predicted model, not a curated record. The coding region runs from base 1 to 324 and encodes 107 amino acids. NCBI's taxonomy places the organism in Eukaryota, Fungi, Chytridiomycota, Chytridiomycetes, Rhizophydiales. The transcript has a single exon.